AUGGUGACUACGCGCUCCAAGGCCAACGGGGCCAUGACCGCCACUCCCAAUGGCAAAUCGACGGCCGUGACGAAGCGCAAGAGCGACGACACUCUAGUCACGGAGGAACCAAAGCGACCGAAGCUCGCUGACAAGACCGACAUCACGCGGUGGCGCUGCCUGGACGAGGACGGCCGUCUCACCUGGAGGUACCUGGAGGACGACAAGGCCGCCGCCGCCUGGCCGCAGAGCUACGCCGACAAGUGGUAUCUGGGACUCGACCUUGGCCUCCCCGAUCUGCCCAAGCCAAAGAAGCCCCUCGAUGCCGUGCGGAAUGGCCUGACCUUCUUCGAGAAGCUCCAACUGCCCUCGGGAGAGUGGGGGAGCGAGUAUGGCGGACCGAUGUUCCUGCUUCCCGGCGUCGUCUUUGCCUGGUACAUCACCAAGACGCCGAUUCCCUGGUACAAGGCGACCGAGAUCAAGAACUACCUGAAGGCGCGUGCGCAUCCCGAAGACGGCGGCUGGGGUCUGCACAUCGAAGGGGAGAGCACCGUCUUUGGUACAUCCAUGAACUACGUGGUGCUGCGUCUGGUCGGCGUCGAUCCAGACGAGCCCUUCAUGGUCAAGGCACGAGCGACCCUACACAAGCUGGGCGGCGCCACCCAUGCGCCGCACUGGGCCAAGUUCUGGCUGAGCGUCCUGGGCGUCAGCAAGUGGGCUAUCGUCAACCCCGUUCCGCCCGAGAUAUGGCUCCUGCCUGACUGGGUGCCUGUUGCGCCUUGGCGAUGGUGGAUUCACAUCCGACAGGUCUUCUUGUCCAUGAGCUACAUCUACUCCAAGCAGUGGACGUGCGAGGAGACGGACGUGAUUCGGGAACUGCGACAGGAGCUGUUCGUCGAGGAGUGGGACAAGAUCGACUGGAAUGGGCACCGAAACUCAAUCGCCUCCAUCGACAACUACCACCCCAAGUCAUGGCUGCUCAACACGGCCAACUGGUUCCUUGUCAACAUUUGGAACCCCUACCUCCGAACCAAGUCUCUGGCCGAGAAAGCCGAAGCAUGGGUGAGCAAGUUGGUGGAUAUGGAAGACGAGAACACCGAUUUUGCCGAUCUUGCGCCCGUCAAUGCGGCCAUGAACACCGUCGUAUGCUACAUUCGCGAUGGGCCAGGAGCUUACACAGUACGGAGACACGUCGACCGACUGGAAGACGCGCUAUGGGUGAAGAACGAGGGCAUGAUGUGCAAUGGCACCAACGGCGUGCAGAACUGGGAUACUGCCUUCGCUAUUCAGGCCGUUAUGGACGCUGGCUUAACCGAGGACCCCCGCUGGAGACCCAUGUUGAUCAAGGCAUUGGAGUUUCUGGACAGCCAGCAGAUUCGCGAGAACUGCAAAGACCAAGACAUCUGCUACCGCCAGCAACGAAAGGGCGCCUGGGCGUUCAGCAACAAGGUCCAAGGCUACGCCGUCAGCGACUGUGUAUCGGAAGCACUCAAGUCGGUCAUCCUACUACAAAAGACACCGGGAUUCCCACAGCUGCUGGAUGAUCAAAGAAUCUUCGACGCCAUUGACACGCUCCUGACCUACCAGAAUGCAUCAGGGGCUUGCUCUUCGUACGAGCCGACGCGGGGGAGCGAACUUCUGGAGAUGCUCAACGCGGCCGAGGUGUUUGGCAAGAUCAUGGUUGAGUACGACUACGUCGAGUGCUCCACCGCGGUGAUCACCGCACUGUCGCUCUUCAACAAGUACUGGCCAGAGUACCGGGCAGAUGACAUUAAGAAGUUCAAGGCCAGAGUUCUGGCCUUCAUCAAGAAGGCACAGUUCCCCCACGGCGGCUGGUACGGAAACUGGGGCAUCUGCUUCACCUACGCCACCAUGUUUGCCCUUGAGAGUCUGUCGAGUGUGGGCGAGACGUACAGCACCAGCUCGCACUCCAAGAAGGCCUGUGAUUUCUUGAUUUCCAAGCAGAGGGCAGACGGAGGAUGGUCAGAAAGCUACCGAUCAUGCGAACGAAGCGUAUACACCGAGCACACCUCAGGCUCGCAGGUGGUCAUGACGGCCUGGGCCCUGAUCGGCCUGAUGCAUGCCGAAUACCCCGACAUUGAACCGCUCCGGAAGGGCAUCAAGCUGAUCAUGGACAGACAGCAGGCGAACGGGGAGUGGCUGCCGGAGGCCAUCGAGGGCGUCUUCAACAAGAGCUGCAUGAUCACGUACAUGAACUACAAGUUCACCUUUCCGAUCAAGGCGCUGGGCAUGUUUGCAUCCAAGUACCCCGAAGAGACGGUGGUGUAA
Molecule: messenger RNA, 2268 nt
Organism: Neoarthrinium moseri
Lineage: Eukaryota; Fungi; Ascomycota; Sordariomycetes; Amphisphaeriales; Apiosporaceae
Exons: 3
Coding region: 1-2268 (755 amino acids)
Biological process (GO): triterpenoid biosynthetic process; ergosterol biosynthetic process
Cellular component (GO): lipid droplet
Molecular function (GO): lanosterol synthase activity
Source: RefSeq, a predicted model, not a curated record